This is a messenger RNA of Trichoderma gamsii, 810 nucleotides long. RefSeq lists its product as hypothetical. Lineage: Eukaryota; Fungi; Ascomycota; Sordariomycetes; Hypocreales; Hypocreaceae. The record is from RefSeq and is a predicted model, not a curated record. The transcript has a single exon. The coding region runs from base 1 to 810 and encodes 269 amino acids.
AUGUCUUGCAAAACCACCUUCAUCCUCUUCGCAGCCCUCGCCACCUCCAUCCUCGCCCGCCCCCCAGACGUCACCUUUCUCUGCAACGAAAUGCCCGAAAUCUGCACAAACAUGUGCUGGGCCGUCCGCUGCGCUCAGCCCUCCUUCUCGCAAGUCUUUUCCCUCGAUCCCGGCGGCUACGGGCCUGGCUCGCAAAACGAGAGCACCGCCAUCUCGGCCAGCUGCCGCAUCAACAAUCUGUGCGGCAACCUCCACGGCCUCAACAAGACGGGCCAUCGCGACCAUCCUUACAGCGCUUGCAACGUCUAUCCGUUUUCCAUCUCUACAGAGGGGAGUCCGUUUUCUCCUAUCACGAUCCCUUCUGCUUCGCAAGUCUCGAGAUGUGUUCCUGAGGGAGAGCAGUGCGAGCAGCGUACCCAGCUUGAACUGCUUGCGCAGCGACUUCAAAAGCAGCAGCAGCGUGGUGGGCAGCAAGGUCUGCGUCAGCUCUCCAUCAACUUUGGCAACCCAGGAGGCGUCAAGUACUGCAACAACAACCCUUGCGUGAAUGAUGGAUUCGAGGUCCAGAACAGCUCCGUCAGGAGGCGAUCCGAGGAGCCCCUGUUCAAGUACUACAAGACAAAGUCCGGCAUAACCAUAGCCUCACUUGACGACAUUGAUAUGCCAUCUUCCAUAACUCGUCGUGUGGGCAGUGGCGAAUUAAUCCCUUCUGGAUUUCGCACUUGGUUUGAACAGUCGCGCGAGGUGACGGUGCACAUGGUGGAGGAUGCUGUCACGCAGCGUCUAUCCGCCCAACCCUUCGUGGGAUGA